AUGGAGCAGAUUUUUAUGAUAGAAGUGUUCGUUGAAAAAAUAAUAUUAAAAAUUGAACCCCCCGAAAAAGAUGAAUAUGAACUUCGGAUGGAAGAAGAAGAAAGGAGAAGAGAAGCGGAAGCUCUUGCAGCACUUGAAGCUGCUAAGAAGGGCAAAAAAGGUAAAAAGGGCGGCGGUGGUGGGAAAAAGGGGAAAAAAGGUAAACAACCACCUCCUCCAUCGGAAGAAGAAAUAAAAUUCUUACAAACAUGCACAUUGCAAAUGACCUGUCUACCACUUUUUGAUUUCUAUAUAGCUCAUGAUAAUUUCAUCGCACCACCUCCACCUCCACCUCCUCCAAAAAAAGGUAAAAAAGCUAAACCUGCAAAACCUAAGAAAGGUAAAAAAGGCGCUGUACAGAAAAUUGUUCUCCCUUCAGAACCCCUACCGGAGCCACCGUAUUUCGGCGUUGGUAACGCUGUUAUAUUUUUAUCAAGAGUUUCCAAAUUAGAAGAAACAUUAGCCAAAACUCCCAUGUAUAUAUCAGUAUGGAACAGAAAUCAGGAUAUGAACUGUAUAGGGUACGUUAUCGUUGAGUGGCACAAAUCAUUUUUUGAAUGUCUUGAGCAAGCAAGUGAAUUAAACCCGCCAGACUUGGAUAAUGGAGAAUACAGAAACACUAGGAGAGCAGAAAUAGUAACGAAUACUAUAGUGUUAAAACGAUCACUGCAGUGUGAGGAAGACCUGAAAGCAUCCGGUGAAAUUGAAUUCUAUAUUAAGUUAAGUUGUUUGGGCAAUAGGAUUAUGAGCUACUUCGUAUCGUUACCAGAGGCAGAACGUUUACCGGCCCGAAAAUAUGUAAGCGAUGAUUUAUAUUUAAAAGACCUAGAAAUUGUGAGGCAUUGGGAAGGGACAUUAAUUGAUGACCUUUUACCGGUAGCUUAUUUAUUUGGAGCACCUGAUAUAACCAGAGAUCCUAAAUGUCCAGAGGAAGAAGUUGUAGUGUACGAUGAUUAUGUUAUUCCUUAUACUAAGAGUGAAAUAGAAAUUGUUACGAUGGGUUAUCCUAAAAUGACAUGUUCGGCUAGAGAAUGUAUCAGGAGAAGGGGUUAUGGUACCAGCAAGCAAGAGGAGAAAAGAAAACAUGAUAAAAAAGAUACGACGGGUCCUUGCGGAAAAGAGGAUUGUCCUUUAGGAUUGCUAGGGUUUCAUCCAUUUAUCUGUGAUAAGGGUAUGUACAAAACCUGUAACAAACCAUGCGUCACAGAGGAUGUGCUACUACAGGACUAA
Messenger RNA from Arctia plantaginis, 1269 nucleotides. NCBI's taxonomy places the organism in Eukaryota, Metazoa, Arthropoda, Insecta, Lepidoptera, Erebidae. The record is from the annotation of a GenBank genome assembly.